UAUAGCCCCAGUGUUCAUGAGUCCACGGUGUCCGUGAGCCCCCGGUAUCGGGCAGACCCUGAGCCCCACAGGUGCUAAGAAGCUCCCAGUGUCUCCGGAACAGGACAGCUCCGUUAUCCCCCAGUAUCAACCAGUCCUGGUUUCCGCCCCGGUACUAGAUAGCCCCUGGUUCCCCCACUGGUGUCUCCCAUGGUGUUUGUAACCCCCAUUCCCUCGGUACCAGCAGAUCCCAUUAACCCUGUGGUGCCUUGUUAGCCCCAGUGUCUCCUGGUGUCUCCCAAUACCGCACAGAAUCAGCCCAGUCCUGGUUGCUUCCCCUGGUACCAAGAGCCAUUCAUAUCCUCCUGGGGUCUCAUUAUCCUUCAGUACCUGCAGCCCCCAUUGCCCCCCAUCCCCUCUCACGCCUGUGGUCCCUGCCCCGACUGAUCCUGGGGGAUGUAGGUUGGAGGUCACGUUGAUGUGUUUCCUGGUACUGUUCCCAUUCCCAGUAUUCCCACUGGGCCUGCUGGUGCUGUAGCUGUACUAACAGCACAGCCCCCUGACUUUGAUCUAAAACUGGAGUUGGGGCUCACAGUGGGAUGACCCUGCCCUGCAGCUGCAAGAAUUGACCCUAUAGGGAGUUCACAGCAAGGUGACCCCAUCUUUUGCUUCCAUUCCUGGUGCUGUUCCCCAUUCCCAGUGUCGUUCCUGUUCCUGUUUUUCCCAUUCCCAGAAUGGGCCUUUCGUUGCUGGAGCUGUACUGGAAGACAAAGCCCCUAGCUUUGUUCUGAAACUGGGUGUGGGAGGCACAGUGUGAUGACCCUGUCUCCAGUUCCCAUUCCCAGUACUGUUCCUGUUCCCAUUCUUGCUGUUCCAAUUCACAGAAUGAGUCUGCUGGUGCUGGAACUGCACUGGCAACACAGCCCCUGGCUUUGGUCUGAAGCUGGGGAUGAUGGGCCCACUCGUGCUGGAACUGUACUGGCAACACGCUCCCCGCACCUGCAAGAACUUUGCUGAACUGAGCCGCCGUGGGUACUACAAUGGCACCAAGUUCCACCGCAUCAUCAAGGACUUCAUGGUGCAGGGAGGGGACCCCACAGGUACCGGCCGCGGUGGCGCCUCCAUCUAUGGGAAACAGUUUGAGGAUGAGCUGCAUCCUGACCUGAAGUUCACUGGUGCCGGGAUCCUGGCAAUGGCCAAUGCAGGGCCAGACACCAAUGGAAGCCAAUUUUUCCUGACACUGGGCCCAGCACAGUGGCUGGAUGGGAAGCACAGCAUUUUCGGGAGAGUGUGCCAAGGCAUGGGGGUGCUGGGGCGCCUAGCCAUGGUGGAGACCAACUCCCAGGACCGACCACUUGACGAUGUCAAGGUCAUCAAGGCAUAUCCCUCAGGGUAGGGGUGUGGGGUGCCCUCCCUCCAAAUUGUACUGCUCGUUUGUAAUAAAAGAGGUUGGAUGUGGUGCCCCCCUGCCCCC
Messenger RNA from Catharus ustulatus (Swainson's thrush), 1453 nucleotides. RefSeq names its product peptidylprolyl isomerase like 1 (gene PPIL1). Lineage: Eukaryota; Metazoa; Chordata; Aves; Passeriformes; Turdidae. Gene Ontology annotation, biological process: protein peptidyl-prolyl isomerization; protein folding. The coding region runs from base 929 to 1375 and encodes 148 amino acids. The transcript has 4 exons. Gene Ontology annotation, molecular function: peptidyl-prolyl cis-trans isomerase activity. Gene Ontology annotation, cellular component: catalytic step 2 spliceosome. The record is from RefSeq and is a predicted model, not a curated record.